Molecule: messenger RNA, 569 nt
Organism: Coprinopsis cinerea okayama7#130
Lineage: Eukaryota; Fungi; Basidiomycota; Agaricomycetes; Agaricales; Psathyrellaceae
Product: fibronectin type III and ankyrin repeat domains 1
Exons: 3
Coding region: 105-569 (154 amino acids)
Molecular function (GO): protein binding
Source: RefSeq, a predicted model, not a curated record
UGGUCGCCUCAAAUGAGGGUCAUGGUCACGGCGCCGUGGGAUGUAUUUUGCAGGAUCCAGACGUCCAGGUUAACCUAAAGGACUGGAAUCAUCGCACCGCGUUGAUGCUGGCUUCGAAGGAGGGACACGCGGACACCGUUGGUCAGCUGCUACGUGUUCCGGGGCUGGACGUCAAUUCGACGAGGAGAGGAAUGACUGCGUUGAUGAUGGCGGCAAGUGAGGGGCACCAGGAUGUCGUUAGGGGGCUACUUCGUUUUGAAGGGGGGGAGGGCAACGCUGUGACCGAUGAAAGUGGAUGGACGGCGUUUAUGUUGGCAGCGAGAGGAGGUCAUGAAUCUGUUGUUCCGCUUUUGGUCACUUGCGGCAGCGCAAGAGUGGACAUUGCGAGUAAGAGUGGAAAGACGGCGCUGGACUUGGCCUCCGAUAAUGCACACCCCCGGAUUGUUAGAUUGCUUACCCAGUGUUUGGCUGAGCGUGCAGAUGCACCACUAAUUCAAUGUGAGGUGGAUGCUACAUAUUUGUACAUUAGCUACUUGAAUACACCAGUGACACAAACCAGUCGUCAGUAG